Messenger RNA from Medicago truncatula (barrel medic), 1311 nucleotides. RefSeq lists its product as uncharacterized. Lineage: Eukaryota; Viridiplantae; Streptophyta; Magnoliopsida; Fabales; Fabaceae. Bases 211 to 990 code for a protein of 259 amino acids. The record is from RefSeq and is a predicted model, not a curated record. The transcript has 4 exons.
UAACUUCAAACUCACUUUGUACCAAAGUUCCAUUCUCAUCCUUGUUUUUCAAAAAUACACAAAUUAAUCACAUUGUUUAUUUUUGAACUUACACAUCACACUUCCCUUUUUCAAAAAUACUAACUCUUUUGGUUCUGAUCUGAUUCUGAUAUACAAAAGAUGGGAACUUUCUCUGCUGAAACUGAAACUGAAACUUCAGAUCAUAACUAAAUGCAUGUCAUAACUACUAACACCAAACAGGACCACAAUUGCAGUAGCAAGAAAAUGGAAGUAGAUGAAGGUUUGAAUUUGAACACUGUGGCAUGUCUAAGAGGGAGGUUACUAGCAGAGAGACAGGCUUCAAAAGUAGCUAAGGAACAAGCAGAAUUAAUGGCCAAUAAGUUGGUUGAGUUGGAAAAAUUGGUUAAAGAAGAGAUCAAAUUAAGAGAUAAAUCUGAGAGAAAGCUUAAAUUUUUAAGGAAAAAGCUUGAAUCUUUCAGCAAAUCCUCCAAAUCAAAACAAUUGGGGCAUUCUGAUUCAUCACAGAAUUGUGAAAAUUCUUGUGGGUCAUCAUCAAUUAGUUCAAAUUCCAAAUAUUCAGAAGCAAAUGAAACACAAAAUCAAGUACCAAAUCAAAAUGUUUCAGAGACACAGAAUAGUUCAUCCACAUCAAAAGAUUGUGAUUCUCAGAUUACUGAUGAUGAUUCAAGUAGUAAUUCAAAACCAAGCUCUGAGUUUGAGAAUUUGAAGAAUGAUGAAAGCAGGAUUUCUAGUUCAAGCACAAAAUCAUCAGUGACAGAGAAUGAAAAUGAUCAUGCAGAUUCCUUUGAUAAUUCUUUGGCAUUAGUUCCUGUGACUGUGAAUGUGACAGCAACAUCUCAAGCUACCACAACUAAUCACAAACAAGUCAAUGAAAGUGUCUUUGAAGCUCUAGAUGCAUUGAAGGUUGCCAAGGAAAAGCUUCAAAGUUCCUUAGGAAUAAGGCAAAUGAUUCGCGUCGGCCUAAUGUAACUUCUCACUCCGAAAUAGUAAUGAUUGCAUAUUUGGAUUGACAGUGAGUUUGAUAAAAUUACAGUGGCACAACAUGAUUUUGCUAAAUUCACGGCCGGUCCAAAUAUGGACUAAGGCUAAAUUAUUUGAUAUUUCUAUGUUAAUGCAUUAUAGGAAAUGAGAUUAUUCAGCAUGUAGAUAUAGGUGAGAACAACAAUAACCUUGAAUAAUGCUAAAGUUCUUGUGAAUUGUGGUUUUUCACUUACCACAGAAAACAUGUGAAGUUGAGAUGUGUUGUCAGUUUAACGCUUCUUCUAUUAUGAGGUUCAAUUAUUUUGUCUA